Messenger RNA from Colletotrichum scovillei, 3296 nucleotides. Its product is annotated as KH domain-containing protein. Lineage: Eukaryota; Fungi; Ascomycota; Sordariomycetes; Glomerellales; Glomerellaceae. The record is from RefSeq and is a predicted model, not a curated record. Gene Ontology annotation, biological process: regulation of gene expression. The coding region runs from base 505 to 2292 and encodes 595 amino acids. Gene Ontology annotation, cellular component: nucleus; cytoplasm. Gene Ontology annotation, molecular function: mRNA binding. The transcript is spliced from 4 exons.
AAGAACAAAAGUCCGACACACCCAUUUUUCACAGGAUCUAUGCCACUUUCCAGCCUCCUGCCCCUGUCCGACCUUGCGCAUCAUAUUCACAGCUCAACCCACGCUGCGCAGCAAGGAGCAAUCUGUUUUCGGCAGGCGGUCUCGCCAAACUCCAAACCUCGCCAUCGCAUCUCCUACCAGUGCCACCACGGCUUGCCCUAGCACAUCGUGACAAGCUGACAACACCUGAGAAUCCUUCGCGACUCACCUUAAUCAAGGCCGUGAUUGUCCAGAGACCGAUUUGCGACCUCAUUUCGUGAUUGCUGGCAUUGACACACAUCCUUGUCACCUGAUCAAACCCACUCUCGGAAUCAAUCCGACUCAUUUCUAGGCCGCGCUGAAAAUUCCUCUUGCGCGCAAAAAGUCUUCAGCCCUCCGACACGAUCAAUCACUUUUUCUUCUUCUUUGACAAGUCACAAUCUGUCCUUUGAUCGCGCCCUGAAUUCUUCAUACGCGACAGCCACAAUGGCCGAACCACCUCGCGACAUUUCCUCCAUCCUCGCUGCCCUAGGCGCAGCACAAAGAGGCACCUCUUCGACGCCGACCCAAGGACAGCCCGGCAUGCCGCCCAGCUAUCCUCCUCCUCCCGGUGGCCAGCCGCCUCCUUCCUACCCCCCGAUGCCCCAGCAGAACGCGCCCCCGUAUGGCGGCGGCGGUGGCUACCCGGGACUCCCCCAGCCUUCAUCCAGCGGCAGUCUGGAUCUUAGCUCGAUCCGACCCGUCAACUCUGGCACAGUCAGCAUCGCCGAUGCCAUCGCGCAAGCCAAGGCCUUCGCUGCUGAGAAGGGCGUGACAUCCUACGACCGACCCCUCGUCUACUCCAACGAAGCUCCCCGUGGCCAGGAUUCUCGAGCCUACGGCCGAUCCUCGCGGUCGCGCUCUCCUUCCAACCGUCGCGACCAGUUCCGCGACAACUUCAACCCCUACAGAGACGAGCGCCGGGAUGAUCGCCCUGCUCCACGAGACUAUGGCCACCGCGAGCGAUCCUACAGCCCUGGCCCGCGUGGUCGCACUUUCUCUCCUCGCAACUCUAACGGCAGAGAGCGAUCUCCACUGAGAGGAAGUGGUGGCGGUGACGACAACGCCGAGACAAUUCAAAUCGAGUCGAGCCUUGUUGGUCUCAUUAUCGGUAGACAAGGCGAGAACCUUCGUCGCAUCGAGUCAGAGUCCAACUGUCGGGUGCAGUUCCUCCCCUCCAGCGAUAACGGUCCUUUCCGCCAGUGCAAGAUCAGUGGUCCCAGGGCACAGCGCAGCGAAGUCAAGGAGGCCAUCAACCGCAUUAUCGACGAUAGCGGCAUGGGCGCCAUCAACCGUGGCGCUGCGAACCCCAAGGGACCCCCACCUCGCGACCACCGCGGCGGACCACCUGGAGCAAGCGCUGCCGCCGCCGCCGGAGCCGGAGCUGCAGCUCUUCGCGACGGCGAGGACUGCAUGCAGAUUAUGGUACCCGAUAGAACCGUGGGCCUGAUCAUCGGUCGCGGUGGUGAGACCAUUCGCGAUUUGCAGGAGCGGUCUGGCUGCCACAUCAAUAUUGUUGGUGAAUCCAAGAGUGUCAAUGGACUUCGACCUGUCAACCUCAUCGGCUCUCGUGAAUCAGCUGCCCAAGCCAAGGAUCUGAUCAUGGAAAUUGUGGAUAGCGACAGCCGAAACGAGGGCCAACCUGCAGCCCCCGCCAAGAAGCCGCAGAGACACGACGGCGGUGGUCAUCAGAGAGACUCGGGGCCCAUGGGUGGAGCGGGCGGCGGCAGCGGUGACAAGAUCAACGACGCCAUCUACGUCCCAUCCGAGGCUGUGGGUAUGAUUAUUGGCAAGGGUGGCGAGACCAUCCGUGAUAUGCAGAAUGGCACUGGUUGCAAGAUCAAUGUUGCCCAGUCUUCCGGUCCAGGCGAGGUUCAGCGUGAGAUUGCCCUCAUCGGCUCGCGGGAUAGUAUCGCCAGAGCCAAGCAGGCGAUUGAAGAGAAGGUCGACGCAGUGCGCCAGAAGAACUCUGGAGGCGGUGGCGGUGGUCGCGGUCGUCAAAACCAAGACUAUGACAGAAGCUACUCUCAACAGGGAUCUAACCCAUCAGCAUCAGGAUCUGCUAACCCACCAGCUGCUCAAGCUCCCGCUGGAGCCGACGGAGCCGACCCAUAUGCGCAAUAUGGUGGAUACCAGAACUACCUUGCCCUCUGGUACCAGUCUCUCGUUUAUCAGCAACAACAAGGCGGCGGUGCGGCCGGUCAGCCCGGCGCAGCGCCUCCUGGAGCCUCAUAGAGGUUUUUGCAUGCACCCUUUCCGGUAGGGGACAUGCUUGUGUGAUGUGAUUGAUCACUUGCCUUGGACCUCGACUUGAUGCCUCUUUUCGCAUUACGUAUACUGAAGCAUCGCACAUGCACGUUGACUAUGGAGGCUCAUGGCAGUGCGCAUUUACGAACCAUUCGACGACUGAUACCUUCUUAUUCCGCUGGACUUGCAACAGCACAGCGCCCACCUUGUUUUCUUUGGACAAAACCACGAAUUGGGGGAGAGGACCACCCACGGAAGAGCUAGGCAAGCUGCCUCUGGCUUUGCUUAAGCGCGCUGAUAUCUCGAUGCACUGAACCCGGCAUUUGACGAUGAUGAUGGCACGUUCUCGCUUGCACAUGAUCCUUGACUGUCAUGAACUGGAUUCGACUCUUGACAUGGACAUGGUGCUCAAUGCUGCUCUGCGACAUGGACUUACUCCACAUUCUCCAUGAUGCACGCUCCUGACGCCUAUGUGACGGCAAGGACACCUUUUUGCUGGGUCUUGCGAGCAUUCCUGGACUUGACAACUUUGGCACCUGCUGCCUCGUGGAACAUUUGCAAGAGUGGCCAUGAUGAACUAUUGAGACCCUUGCCUGCUGUCAUGAUGCAGCUGCAGGGCACUACUUGGGUGUGGUUCGCCUGAGGACAUACUCUGCCUCGAGGAAUGGCAUCCGCCUCAACCUCAUCUGCAUGGUUUUCAACUGAAUCUUUCCGUGGAUGCACGGUCACAUUUUUCCCGAGUAAAGCUUGCUUCCACGGGUUCUAUCGUAUACCACGGGUUCUAUCGUAUAGUCCAUCUUCCCUUCUCAGUCUUCGUGGGUACAAUUGCCUAACCGGCAUCUUUUCAUGCGAUAUGCAAAAUUGAUUCCCAAUUCUCUUUUCUUUCCGGUGGAUGAAGCGCAACUAGGGAGGCGAAACAGGCAAAGGGAAAACAAAAACAAAAAGCGCACUCUGUAUAAUAGUUAAUUCCGAGUCGAAUGAAUUCUCCCGAC